This is a messenger RNA of Spirometra erinaceieuropaei, 5724 nucleotides long. The record is from the annotation of a GenBank genome assembly. Lineage: Eukaryota; Metazoa; Platyhelminthes; Cestoda; Diphyllobothriidea; Diphyllobothriidae.
AUGCCAAUUAUAGAACCGUGUUUCCGUACAAUUCUGCAAUUAUUUACAUCGUUUCCACGUACGGACUGCACGAAGUAAGCCGACUCAGGCGACCGAAUCUAGACAGGCUAAAGAGCAGCUAGGUUCAACAGACUCUGUGCGAGUAACGCGAACAGGCAACAGAUAGCAGUCGAAAGUACUCCACAAAGUUAACCAAAUACGAGGCUUCAGAAAUGGAUGAGUCACAGAAAUCUCUGUCAGCUCCCGAUUUGGACAGAUAUUCUCCCACGCUUGGAGACAAUGACACCAUCCUCGAAUCAUAUAAGGAAAAGAUACGGAUUUUGGAGGAGCAGUUGAAGGAGAAGAUUAAAUUGGUCAGUCCAAAAGCAGUAUUGGAUACAUCUCCGCCGGAAUCAAAGCCCGUUGUUACCGGCGAGUCCUCAGUGCUUGGAUGUUCGCCUCUUCUUGAUCCAGAGUCUAAGCAAUCACGCAUUUCUGAGCUUAACCCUUUACGACACCCAGAAACUGCAAAGGCAGACUCUCAUGAUUGUUACCAGCGGCCUAUGCCCCCUCAGUUUUCCCUUCCACAGCGGGAAAUGCUGUACUUUGACGGAAACCCUCUCAAAUAUUGGUUGUUCUUAAGAAGCUUUGAGAGUGGAAUCGCAAAAAGGGUUAGCGACGACGAAAGUCGGCUCUCUUACCUAAUUCAUUAUUGCCGGGGUGAGGCGAGAGAAGCCGUUGAGAGCUGUGCCAUCUUGGAGCCUAGCGAAGGGUAUCAUGAAGCUCUCAAGAUCCUUAGGCGACGGUUCGGCCAGCACCACUCCAUUGCCAGGGCCCACAUAGAUAAUUUGAUUGACGGUCCAGUCAUAAAAUCUAUGGAUCCUACCACCCUGAUGAAGCUGGCUGGGGAGAUGAGGAACUGCAAGAACACGUUAAAGCAGUUAGAAUAUUUAGCGGACUUAAAUUCAUCUAGGACGCUAGCUGCAAUCGUCAGGCGACUACCUCAACCACUUCAAUUUAGGUGGUCAGAAUCCGCUUCAUCAAUAUUACGCCUUGGAAGGGAGCCAACGUUCUCAGAUCUAACCGAAUUUGUCGACGACAGAGCUGAUGUAUUGAUGGUACACCAAUCCUACUCCUCAGGUCCAGUCCCAGCGCACAGUCGUUCUCUGGGCGAUCGAGGACCGAUGCAUAAGGCCUAUACGCAUCACACACAAACUGUAGCAGUAUCCACAGUACCUAGGGUCCCGACGCUGCGCCGGCAGUGUCUGCAGUGCGAGGAAGCCCAUUACACCGAUCAGUGUGGCAUGUUUGUCGCCCUCAACCUGCCACAAAGACUAGCUUUCGUUGAACGUAAUCGAUUAUGCCAUUGUUGUCUGAAACCCAACCACGAUGCCAUCAACUGUAGGUCGCGCAAGACAUGUGGUGUCGCGCGGUGCACCAUGCGUCACCAUCCACUGCUGCACCGGCCAGAAGACGGGGCUGGUGCGUCCCAAACGAAAGAGAAUUCAGAGCAGAGUAUUGAAGCAGCCCACUGUCUCACAACAUACGGCGCAGACCAAGUCGUUUCUCUAGGAGUGUUACCAGUAAAAGUGUUUGGUCCUCUCGGUUCGGUUAUCACAUAUGCUUUCCUUGAUAGUGGCUCAGAUAGUACUCUCAUCGAUGAAUACUUGCUGAAACGAUUAGGCCUCGUUGGCCGACCAACGGUGUUGUCAGUAUCCACUGUCGUUCAGACAGCAGAAGUGAGUUCCGAAAUAGUGGGUUUUCAGCUGUCUGCGAUAGAAGGGCAGGAGCCACUGGAAGUAAAAAAAGCCUGGUCCGUUAGCCAUCUUCCUAAGUUGAAGCGCUUUGCCCUAGCUAGAAACCAGGCAGCACGUUGGGAACAUCUACGUGACAUCGAACUCCCCCUUUUCGAAGGAGCGAAGGUAUCAAUAUUAAUCGGAAUGAAUGUACCUGCUGCUCACUGGGUACUCGAACAUCGAUACGGCGGACAUGAAGAUCCCUAUGCAGUUCGUACCCCUCUUGGUUGGGUACUCAUGGGACCAGUAACUGAGCAAGAUCGUCGAGGAGUGAACGUUGAUUUUUUGAGCGAGAAAGAUUCCGUCAUGGAAACGCUAGAACAUAUGUGGAACUUUGAUUUUGGUGAGCCCAAACCUUUGGAUAAGGCAUAUUCGGUUGAAGACAGAAGAGUUUUAGAUUUGUUCAAAUCCCAUGCGCAUCUGAAGCGAGGGCACUUGGAAGUCCCUCUACCCUGGAAGUUAGGUUCUCCCUGUUUGCCUGACAACGAGCUUGUUGCUCGCAGACGUUUAUAUGCCUUGAAAAACAGAUUUCUGAAGAACCCGGAGUAUAAGGAGCGAUAUGUUAAGGCCAUCUCUGAAUAUAUCAACAAAGGUUACGCAGAACCCGUUGCACCAAUAUCCACCGUCGUUCCCGGACAAUUUUGGUAUUUACCUCAUCACUCCGUAGUUAAUCCGAUGAAACCGGAGAAGCUGCGAGUAGUUUUCGACUGCGCCAGCAAAUACAGGGACACAUCACUCAACCUCCAAUUACUGCAAGGUCCAGACCUGGCUAACAGUUUGUGUGGAGUUUUGACUAGAUUCCGCGAGUUUCAGUACGUAGCGGUUGCAGACAUAGAAGCUAUGUUCCACCAGAUCCGAGUUCCGAAGGCCCAGCGUUCGUUUUUACGUUUUCUAUGGUGGCCGAAUGGUGACUUAGCACGAGAACUUGAGGUUUAUCAAAUGGCGGUACACCCGUUCGGGGCAACUUCUUCUCCAUGUGUUGCUAUCUACGCACUAAAUCGGUCGAUAGAUCGGGUGGUAGACUUCCCCUCAGCGCACAAUGUUAAUUACUUGCGAAAGUGUUUCUAUGUCGACGAUUGCUUGAUCAGCCGUGACUCCGCACAAGCCCUUAGGGAUGUAGCUUCUCACUUGAGAGCAGCUCUGCAAACUCACGGUUUCCGUUUACAUAAGUGGCGGAGCAACUCGGUUGAGGCCCUCGCGGACAUCCCUGAGGAAGAGCGAGUCGACGGGGGAAUCUGCCUCGAUCUUAAGCCAGCCGAUACCCACAGAACACUAGGUGUCGAAUGGAACAAGUCUACGGACUCAUUCAGAUUCACAGUCAAGUGGCCUACAGAGACGAUUACUAGAAGAACGAUGCUCUCGUAUAUCUCAACCCUCUAUGACCCACUUGGGUUCGUUGCUCCUGUUUUGUUGCCGGCCAAGUUGCUGCUGCAGCAGUUGUGCCGCUCCAAUCUCGGAUGGGACGACAGGAUCGACGCUGAGCACGCGCGACAGUGGUUUAACUGGACGAAACAGUUUCAGGGUCUUAGCAGUGUUCGAAUCCAACGCUGUUUGACCCCGGUCGGUUUGGAUAUUGUCGAGCAGUAUCAACUACACGGUUUNCAAAGGGGCUGAGAACGAACUGAAGGAAUUGCUGAAGAAAUGGAACCAGGAUCGAAUAGCUAGCUCUCUUGCGGAGAAGGGAUGCGAUUGGAUCUUCACGCCGCCGACAGCAAGUCAUCGGGGAGGAGUAUGGGAGCGCCUGAUACGGUCCGUCAGACGGAUUUUACGUUCAAUUUUGGGUUCGCAAGUGGUCACAGAUGAGGUCUUCGUAACAACCAUAACCGAGACAGAGAAGAUAAUGAAUGACCGGCCGCUGGUUAAGAACAGUACGGACCCGAACGAGUACGCUGUACUCACUCCCCAGCACUUUUUGCUGAGUACUCGGAACCUUUCAUCAUCUGUUGAGGAAUGCAGUCCCUCUAGACUUAACAGACGGUGGCGGCAAGCCCAACAUCUUGCUGAUAUAUUCUGGAAAAGGUGGAUCACUGCCUACUUACCAUCGUUGCAAGCUAGACAAAAGUGGAUCGGUGAGGCCCCGCAGCUCCGUAUUGGAGAUCUGGUCCUUGUGGUCGACAAAGGAGCGCCACGAGGACACUGGAAGAAGGCCAUAGUGGAAAAGCUGCUCGAAUCAAAGGACGGAAGGGUGAGAGAUGUUGAACUGAGGACGCAACAUGGGAAAUUAGUGAGAGACGUGCGCAGUUUGUGCCUGUUAGAGAACCACGAACCAAGCGAUGAAUGAUAUCCGCGCCAACGACAGCCGCAAAUUUUGGGUGGGCGUGUACGUUCCCACGUAUGUUUUCCCAUUUUUAUUGGCACAUUUUACCACAUACUUCGCAUUUUUUGUUUGCCUCGGAAAAUUAUGGCCUUCUGUUUUCCCCCAACCUUCGUACUAUUUGUUUGAAUCUCCCGUUUUUCAUCCCGCGCAACUUGACGCUGCCCGUCUGACUAUACGCCAUCUUUCUGACUGUACGCCUGGAGACAUUUGGUUGUAAGUGUAACAUUUAAACCUUGAUAAUCAUGCCAAUUAUAGAACCGUGUUUCCGUACAAUUCUGCAAUUAUUUACAUCGUUUCCACGUACGGACUGCACGAAGUAAGCCGACUCAGGCGACCGAAUCUAGACAGGCUAAAGAGCAGCUAGGUUCAACAGACUCUGUGCGAGUAACGCGAACAGGCAACAGAUAGCAGUCGAAAGUACUCCACAGUAGUUAUGUACUUUGAUCUUAGCAAAGCCUUUGACAAGAUGCCCCACAGACGUCUUUUAGUAAAAUUUGAAGCCCUCGGCAUCCGGCCGCCUCUACUCGACUUCAUCAGGUCCUAUCUGUCCAACCGAUAUCAGAAAGUCAUGGUCGGUAAUAGCUACUCGACACCCCACUCGAUCACGAGUGUCGUACUUCAAGGCACGGUCCUGUGUCCGCUACUCUUUCUUCUGUACAUCAAUGAUAUUUCGACUAAACUCGGAAAUUCGCAAACUUUUACUUAUGCCGAUGACCUCAAGUGUGUUUACUCAUACUCUAAGGACACCGCAAAUGUUUGUGUUGAAAAAAUUAAUGCCGAUUUACUACGCUUAAGCAGAUGGGGUUCGACAUGGCAGAUGGAGUUUUCAUCAUCCAAGUGUAGUUUCAUGUCUUUUGGUCCUACCAAACUUCCUGGUCCCAUGAUUUUUCAGAAUAACCCACUCUCAAAAUGCCUCACCAUAAAGGACCUAGGUCUAAGUAAUACAAAUAAACUUGCUUUAUCACCUCAUGCAGAUAGAAUCUCUGCCAAAGCCGCGCAGAUAUGUGGAUUCAUAUCGCAUAAUUUUUUCCUUCCGGAAAUGAAGCUAAGACUUUAUCAAAUGUUUGUUCUUCCAGUCCUCGAAUACUGCUGUCCUUUCUUCGGUUUAAUGAACACCUGUGACCGUAAUAAAAUCGAAAAUGUUCAGAGGGUUUUCACCCGGAAACUGUUCUCUCAAGAUUCGUCCAGUAUUUCUUGUACUCAGAGAUGUCAGCUGGCGAACAUUAAGUUUUUGUGGGUUAGAAGACUCGAAGCUGGCCUUUGCUUCCUUUUUCGCAUCAACUCUAGCUCCAGUCUUCCGCUCAUUGACACUCUCACUCCGAGAGAUCGGUCUUAUGCCACGCGCAACUCCUGCAUGGUGAUUCCGCCGCCUCUUUGUACUACAUCUAAGCGCUCCCUCUUCUUUGCUUCCAAAUAUGCCUUCCUUUGGAAUAAUCUUCCGCCUGAAAUUAGAUUAUCGCCUAAGUUAUUGGUAUUCAAGUCGAAAUUACGCAAACAUCUUACACCGGAAAGCAUAAGGGCACUGUUAACGGUCUCAUUCCCGAACACUCAGAUUCUUGACUUCGAGAAGGGUCCUCCUGGGAUUUAGUGGUAGAUCUAGUGGUAACUCUUAAUUAUAUCAUCAGAAACCCC